Aricia agestis (brown argus) is the source of this 2949-nucleotide messenger RNA. Its product is annotated as E3 ubiquitin-protein ligase rififylin. Gene Ontology annotation, molecular function: ubiquitin protein ligase activity. The coding region runs from base 122 to 1447 and encodes 441 amino acids. Gene Ontology annotation, biological process: proteasome-mediated ubiquitin-dependent protein catabolic process; negative regulation of extrinsic apoptotic signaling pathway via death domain receptors; protein K48-linked ubiquitination. Gene Ontology annotation, cellular component: plasma membrane; cytoplasm. NCBI's taxonomy places the organism in Eukaryota, Metazoa, Arthropoda, Insecta, Lepidoptera, Lycaenidae. The transcript has 7 exons. The record is from RefSeq and is a predicted model, not a curated record.
UCAAAGUUUUUUGUAGUAAUUUUGUUUUACAACAAAUACUAUUAUUAUGUUCUAACGAAAGCUAUGCGAUAGCUCGGGAAUAGUACUUAACGUAUAGAAGUGGUGUGGGCGAUUAUGUCUAAUGUUUGUGCGAGGACGCGGAUUUUCUAAGAUGCCGUGCGAAAGUUGUGCCGUGCAGUUCAGUGUAUUUAGACGAAAGCGGGCAUGUUCGGAGUGCGAGAGACACUACUGCAGUGACUGUCUUCGCAGGGGAGGUGGGACUAUGUGCGGGCCGUGCAGAGUUCUGUCUACCCGUCCCCUGUCUCGUCAAACUAUAUCACACCUGAAAGUUCGAGACCUUCAGUGCUUCCUACAACGACAGAAUAUCUCCACCAGAGGAUGUGUCGAGAAGGAGGAACUUGUGAGCCUGUGUGUAUCGCAUGUGAACAGCGGCUCAUACCGACGGCGCGGAGCGAGGACGGGCACCUUCACUGGCACACUCAAGGGACUCACCAACAACAUCAAUGAACUGAUCAACUCCGCCUUCGACAUACGACCCACUGCACAGCCCGCACCACCACCUUCCAGAAGUAGUUGCUUCAACUCCAUGCAUGAUCAUGUCAGCAGAGCUCAGCCAAGGUCACCACAACAGCCAACACACAGGACAACAAUACCUGACAACAGGUUUACAACAAGACCUGGCGGAGAGCCGGACAUCGAGGUGCCGCUGCCGACGCCGGAAACGCCGGAGACGCCGAGCAGCGCGAGCGCGGGCUCCCCGCGCGUCGACACACACGACUGCUACGAGAUUGAGGACGAGGAUGACGCCGGCUGGGAGUUCGUCACGCGCCCCGCCGACCCGCUGCCCAAUGACUCUGAGGACCUGUUGACGGCGGCCAGCUCACCCCCGCGCCGCGCGACGUCCGAACUGGAGCUGCGGUCGCUGGGGGCGGAGCCGCGCUCGGCCUCGCCCCUCUCCCCGGCCUCGCCGCGCUCCCCGCCCGCCGCCUCCUCCAGCGGCAGCCUGCAGAGCGACCUGGCGCCCCCGGCGCCGCCGCCCCGCGCGCGUUCCGCCUCGCACAGUGAUCUCAGUUUUGACGCGCCUCAACCCGCCGGUGGAAGCACGAACCUGGAACAGAUGCGGUCUCCAGAGGAGCUGGAGGCGCUCAGCGUGCGGCAGCUGAAGGAGCUGCUGGCGCGGAACCGCGUGGAGUACCGCGGCGCCGUCGAGCGAGCUGACCUGCUGCAGCGCGCGCGCCUGCUGUACGCUGACCACCAUAAGUACAGGAGCGAAAUCGAGAACCUACCCCUGGAGGAGUGCUGCAAGAUCUGCAUGGCGGCGCCGCUUGAAUGCGUGCUGCUCGAGUGCGGGCACAUAGCCGCUUGCACCGAAUGCUCGCGCCAGCUCGCCGAGUGCCCCAUCUGCCGGCAGUAUAUAGUGCGAGCUGUACGAUUCUUCCGCUCCUGAGGCUGAAGUUAAGUGUUUGUGAGGUGUUAUGGCAAGUAAAGUGUUUAAGCGCGUUUGGUGGGGCCUAAAAGGCGUUUUGUGGUUAUAUAAUUGUGCUCUAUGAGUCAUUUUGUGGCGUGUGGGUCGUUUUGAGGCCCGUGGGCAUUUUGUGCCCCGUAAGGCGUGCCCAGUGAGGUGUUAUGUAGGUAUAUUACAUAGCCGAUGUACAGUACCGUACGAGGCUAAAUACGAAUGCGUAGAGGCCUCCAGACUCUUGUCUUAUCACCUAUGACACAAAUAUAAUAUCAACUUUGAUUAUGUCUUUUGAGAAUGAUCUCUCUCUCAUUCAUUCAGUUUAUACAAUAGAAAUGCGAUGACUACUGAGAUACAUUAACAAGGUGGUAAGUAUAUCAAUAUUGUCGUAACUAACGUGAACAGAGUAUUGAAAAUACACAAAGCCAACCAUAUUUUAUGACAGUGUUGCUUACCUUUUGACAAUUCUAACUCGCUUAGAACAUUAAGGUGAUUCAAAAGUAAACACGAUGUAACAACUAUAUAAAACUAGUGCAAAACCGCUUUUACGCUUGCUUAUAUUAUGCAAAAUGUAAGGAAGUAUGAUAGACAGUAUAUAUUAUACUGUAUACAUAAAUUAAGACAAUUAACUAGCCGACCUUGCCAUUGUGUCACGGGUGACAGUCUGUGGCUUAAGUUUGAGCAGCAUUUGAGAAUUAUUAUUGGUUUUAUGCCAUGUAGACAAUAGUUUAAUUCUUUCUACACUCUAUUCCAAUUCCAAGUAAAUUUAAAAAAGCGGAAAUGCUACUAAUUUAAAUGUAAUUUAUUUAACAUGCCUAAAAGAAUUUCUAUGACUCAAAAUAUGUUUUUUACGUUUAAUUGGAACAGAGUAUAGACUAUAUUACAGGGUUUAAUUAUUGUAUGAUAAUAGUGGGAAUAAUACUGUUUAGUGUUUGCUAAAAUUCUUUCAUUCUUUCAGACUUUGUAAGAUUAAAAGAUAGACCGCACUACGCGACAGCGACGCGACGCGACACUUCGUCACACACAAUCGUCAGAUUCACGUUUGUAAAACUGACGACCGAAAACGUUGAAUCUGACGUUUUCGGUUUUACGAACGUCAGUUCUAUGGAACGUGAAGUGUCGCGUAGUGUUGUGUACUUGUGUCGCUUUAGUGCGGUCUCGCCUUCAAUGGCCUUCAACCUUUUCCUAUGUUACACCUUUUAAUAUCCAAGUUUAAUAAUAUUACUCACUUUACAUCUUUACUGAAGCUGGCCAUACAAGUGCCGUCUAUUCAGAAUGGUUUCACAUCACAUGUUCUAAGUAAAAUGGGUUAAAUGGGAUUUCAGUCGAUGGACAGCUUGUGUAUGACCUGCUUUCAAUAAAUAUAACCUUUCUAUUAAUGUUUAUAUCAUACAGUAGACUGCAAAUCGACGCGUAGAUGCAGUUCUAAAAUUGUACUCAAUUGACAGAUUUCAAUUGCGUCAGGCCUGUCCCACUCGCGCCUUUAGGUA